Messenger RNA from Xiphophorus couchianus (Monterrey platyfish), 1939 nucleotides. It is a transcript of the gene mrm1, whose product is annotated as mitochondrial rRNA methyltransferase 1 homolog (S. cerevisiae). The coding region runs from base 219 to 1388 and encodes 389 amino acids. Gene Ontology annotation, molecular function: rRNA (guanine) methyltransferase activity; RNA binding. The record is from RefSeq and is a predicted model, not a curated record. The transcript has a single exon. Gene Ontology annotation, cellular component: mitochondrion. Lineage: Eukaryota; Metazoa; Chordata; Actinopteri; Cyprinodontiformes; Poeciliidae. Gene Ontology annotation, biological process: rRNA methylation.
AAUUGUUUACUUCACAUAGCGUGAUCCGCACAUGUGCGUAGUUCACGUACAAGCUGCAGAUAUUUCUUCAGUAGGCGAAAAUACUCCCAUCUGAGACUCAACAACGCUUUGUAAAAUGUAUGACCACAUGGAGUGACCUGAGGACUACAGACGUUUUUGGCAAGUUUCAUUUGGACGGACUUUAAUUGCAUCUCGACCUUUUUUGCAGCUAUUUUAACAUGUGGUUCAGCAGCUCUACCCACCAGCACAAGUUUGUUCUUGACUGGUGCCGAAAACUGUCCAGACCAGUGUCCUCUAUGGGGCCUCCAGCAGAGACUUCCCACCUGAGCCCAGAGGACAGAAACCGGGACCCUGCGUUCAAAAGGCGCCACAGAGGGUCAAAUCCCUCCACUGCUCCACAUCACCCUGCUGUAGCUGAAAGGAUAGCAGAUCGUAAGAGGUCAUUCAAGGAUAAAUCCUCAAAGAAUGAUAUCCCACCACCACAGAAUCAUGGGAGGGGGGGGGUCUUCAAGGUAUCGUCUGAGCUUAGGAAACUGAGUCUGGAAGACUUCCCUGCAGACAAAGAGAGGCAGCUGAGACCAAAGCAAGAAGAUACAGCUGAUGUUGUCUUUGGCAUUGCUCCUUGUAUUCUGGCUCUCACUCAGGGGAGAAGGAAGGUCUACCAACUGUUGGUUAAAGAUGGUGAGACCUCUCUGAGGGCCUCUGUCUUAUCGGUAUGUGAGGAAGCACAUCGACGAGGGGUACAAGUCAGUCGGGUCAGCAAGAAGGAUCUGGACAAGAUGUCCUCUGGAGGAGUACAUCAGGGAGUAUGUCUGCGAGCCAGUCCCCUGAACUUUCUCACCUUUGACUCUGAAUCCAACACAAGUGGGCAUGGCAUCCCUCUGUGGCUGGUCCUGGAAAGAAUCCAGGACCCGAUGAACCUGGGCGCCAUCCUGCGCUCUGCUUAUUUCCUCGGCGUGGACAGGGUGAUCAGCAGUCUUCGCUAUAGCUGCCCGCUGUCUCCCGUGGUCAGCAAGGCCAGCUCGGGCGUCAUGGAGGCCAUGAGGGUGUAUGGGUGUGACAGCCUGGAAGACAUGUUGAGGACGAAGGUGAAACAGGGUUGGCAGGUGGUUGGGACAGUGGGAGCAGAUCCGGAGGAGUCCCGGAUUCCUGUUGCCUCUUGUUCGGACUUUCAGGUGACGAGGCCGACGAUGCUGCUGAUGGGAAGCGAGGGGGAAGGGCUCUCCGGGAAGCUCCUCUCCGUGUGCCAAACCCUACUCACAAUCCCAGCUGGUAGAGACUUGGCACCCGGAAUUGAGUCUCUGAACGUCUCUGUGGCCGCAGGCAUCAUGCUGCACUCUCUGCUCACAAAGUCCAGAUGUUUGUCGCAGAAGAAAAGUAGACCUUAAUGCGCUGGUAAACAAUGUCUGGGUGAAACCUGAAAUUAUAAAGCUGGUGAUUUACUGGUAUUAUUAUCAAUAAACCUUUUCCAAAAACUAAAAGCAUCAGUAUAUCUUAAUAUAAUUCAUGCAAACUGUAUCCAGUUUAUUAGUACAAAACAAGAUGGAGAAAAAUUCAGAUUAAUUUCACAAAAAAUAACAAAACAAAAAAAAAACACUUUCCCUUUUUGUUCUUUCGGGCAUACUGUGCUUGUUCUUGUACAUACUGUACAUAGAAAUUAAAAAAGAUUCAAAGGCAAAUCAGUUUAUUACUGCCAGCUGUAUCUUUCUCACCUACUUAAAUUGAAUCUGCAAAACUGGCAGCUUAAUUAGUUCCUUCAUAAUUCUCUUCUUACAUUUGAAUGAUUUGUAUUAAUAUUUAUCAAGAAUAAAUGUGGGGAGGACUUAGCGAAGAGAUUCACAACUUUUUUCGACAGUUUCACAGAGAGAGCAUAUAUAACAUGGAAGUUAAAUUACACAUGGUUUGCAAACCUUCUUACAAAUAAAAAUCUAAAAUGUUA